Raphanus sativus (radish) is the source of this 1906-nucleotide messenger RNA. Its product is annotated as MLO-like protein 1. NCBI's taxonomy places the organism in Eukaryota, Viridiplantae, Streptophyta, Magnoliopsida, Brassicales, Brassicaceae. Gene Ontology annotation, biological process: defense response. The transcript has 12 exons. The coding region runs from base 150 to 1703 and encodes 517 amino acids. Gene Ontology annotation, cellular component: membrane. The record is from RefSeq and is a predicted model, not a curated record.
GAAUGAUUUUCUUACCAGAAAUAUAUUUUAUUACAUAUCAUUAGAGAUUAAUAUAAAUGCAUCACACCUCUCGUAGAGAGACAACAAGACUGUUCCUUUGUCCUCCUGAUUCUCUCUUGUCAGAUCGAAGAGAAACAAUCUGAGAAAAAAUGGGUGGUCAUGGAGAAGGAGUGUCUCUUGAAUUCACUCCGACGUGGGUCGUCGCCGGAGUUUGUACCAUCAUCGUCGCGAUUUCUCUCGCCGUGGAGCGUUUGCUUCACCAUUUCGGCACUGUUCUCAAGAGGAAGAAGCAGAAACCACUCUUCGAAGCUCUUCAAAAGGUUAAAGAAGAGUUGAUGUUGUUAGGGUUCAUAUCCUUGUUCCUGACGGUAACACAAGGAAUAGUCUCCAAGAUCUGUGUGAAAGAGGAUGUGCUAAUGCAUAUGCUUCCAUGUUCAAAACAAGAAGCCGUGCUAAGUAAACAUAAAAACGUGACGACAGCAACAGAGCAUUUUCAGUCGUUUUUCCCUAUUGUUGGGACCACUAGGCGUCUACUAGCCGAACACGCUGCUGCUGAAGCUGGUUACUGUGGCCUAAAGGAUAAAACACCGUUGCUUUCGAUUGAGGCGUUGCACCAUCUACAUAUCUUCAUCUUCGUACUUGCCAUUUCUCAUGUGACAUUCUGUGCUCUUACUGUGGUUUUUGGAAGCACUAGGAUCCACCAAUGGAAGAAGUGGGAAGAUGCUCUUGCAGACGAGAGUUAUGACCCUGAAGCAGCACUUCAGAAGAAAAGAGUCACUCAUGUGCACCAACAUGCUUUUAUUAAAGAGCAUUUUCUCGGCAUUGGUAAAGAUUCAGUCUUCCUCGGAUGGACGCAAUCAUUCUUCAAGCAAUUCUAUGGAUCAGUGACAAAAGCAGAUUACGUGACUCUGCGCCUUGGUUUCAUUAUGACGCAUUGUAAAGGAAACCCCAAGCUUAACUUUCACAAGUACAUGAUGAGAGCUCUUGAGGAUGAUUUCAAACAUGUUGUUGGUAUUAGUUGGUAUCUUUGGAUCUUCGUCGUCAUCUUCUUGCUUCUUAAUGUUAAUGGAUGGCACACAUAUUUCUGGAUAGCAUUCAUUCCCUUCAUUCUGCUUCUUGCGGUGGGAACAAAGUUGGAGCAUGUGAUAUCACAGUUAGCUCACGAAGUUGCAGAGAAACAUGUAGCAAUUGAAGGAGAGUUAGUGGUGAAACCAUCAGAUGAGCAUUUCUGGUUCAGCAAACCUGAGUUUGUUCUCUUCUUGAUUCAUUUCAUCCUCUUCCAGAAUGCUUUUGAGAUUGCCUUCUUCUUUUGGAUUUGGGUUACCUAUGGCUUUGAUUCAUGCAUUAUGGGACAAGUGAGAUACAUUGUUCCAAGAUUGGUGAUUGGUGUCUUCAUUCAAGUGCUUUGCAGUUCUAGUACACUGCCUCUUUACGCCAUUGUCUCACAGAUGGGAAGUAACUACAAGAAAGCGAUAUUUGAGGAGAAUGUGCAGGUUGGUCUUGUUGGCUGGGCACAGAAAGUGAAGAACAAGAGAGCUAAUAAUGGGAACGAAGGUAGCUCUAAGGCUGGUACAAGUCCUAGUCCUCCUGGUGCUCCUAGUGCUGGUGCAGGUUUUGCAGGAAUUCAGCUCAACAGAUUAACAAGAAACAACGCAGGGGAGACGACACAAAAUGAGAUUACACCUGCUCAUGACAACCAUUGAGUAGAGUCUAGAGAUAACUUAUAUCUUCCUUAUAGUCAGAGUUAGCUUCCAUAUCCUGUUAUGUUGCUAUACAUAAAAGCUGUAGUGACUUUAUUUUAUUUUAUUUUAACUCUGGUUAAAAAUCUUUUUGCGUUAGAAUUGGGAACUGAAUCUAUUAUUUGUAUAUAUAUACUCCCUCUGUUCGGUUAUAGUGACAUUUCACA